Molecule: messenger RNA, 2898 nt
Organism: Plasmodium vinckei vinckei
Lineage: Eukaryota; Apicomplexa; Aconoidasida; Haemosporida; Plasmodiidae
Product: conserved Plasmodium protein, unknown function
Exons: 1
Coding region: 1-2898 (965 amino acids)
Biological process (GO): inner dynein arm assembly; cilium movement; cilium-dependent cell motility
Cellular component (GO): axoneme
Source: RefSeq, a predicted model, not a curated record
AUGGGGAGCAAAAAUAAUAAUAUACCUUCAUAUGAUGGAGAAAUAAUAAAAGACAAUAAAAAAAAUGAAAAUAUAAAUGUAGAGAAAGAAAAAAUGAACAUUGAUAAGUAUCCUGAAAUAAGUGACAUAUCUACUGAUGAUCUUUUAACUGAUGUUGUAACAGAAAGUGAUGAAGAAACAGAAAAUGAAUAUGACAAUAAAUGGGAAGAUAAAGAAGAAGAAUAUAAAGACACACUAUAUGAGAAAUUUCAAAAUAAUGAAAUAAAUAUUUUGUUUGAAGAAAUAAAAAAAAAAGAAAUACAAUUAGAAGAAAAUAAUACAGAUAUAUGGAAAUUAAAAAAACGGUUUAGUAAGAUUGAGAAGUAUAUAAUUUUGAAAAAAAAAAAAAUAAAUGAUUUAAAAAAAAGGAUUGAAGAAAAAAGGAUAUUAAAAGAAGAGGAAAAUAAGUUAUGUAAAAAUGUAGAAAUAAAAAAUAUAUUUUUAAAUAAAGAAUGUAAAAAAAUAAGAUUUGAAAGAGAUAAAAAUAAUGAGCAAGUAAUUAAAACUGAAAAUGAAUAUAAUAAAUGUAUAAAAGAUAUCGAAGAAAUAAGAUCCAAAUUAGUCUAUAAAGAAAAUGAAUUAAAUGAAUGGAUAGAUAAAAUAAAUUUAAUACAAAAAGAAGAAUUUGAAGUAGAGAAAUUUAAGCUACUAAAAGACAAGGAAAUUAAAAAGUUAUCUCAUAAUCUUGAGGUGCUAAAUUUAGAAAAAAUAGAAAAUGAUAAAAAUUUAGAUAAGAUAAAAACAGAAAUUCUAAAACAAAGUAUAGAAUUACAAUGUACUAUUAAUGAAAAUAAAGAAAUAAUUAAAGAGAAAAAAAAUUUAAAAAAAAAAUGGGAGUGUAUAGUUGAUUCAAUAAAUAGUAGAGAUGAUACUAUAUUUAAAUUGGAAGGGAAUUUUAGAAAAUAUUUAAAUAAAGAGAAAAAAUUAAAAGAAAAAUAUGAGCAUAUGAAUAAUAAUUUAUUAAAAGAAAAAUUAAAAAUUAGAGAAAUUGAAAAUGAAAUAAAAAAUAACCAAAUGUCUUUAAGUAAUAUUCGAAAAGAGGAAAAUGAAAUCAACAAAAGAUUGGAAAACUUAAUUAGUGAAAAAGAUUUAUUAAAAAAAAAUUAUGAUCAUGAAAGUUUUUAUUUUAAAGAAAAGACUGAAGAAAUCAAAAAUUUAGAAAUACUAUUAAAUGAGUUAGAGAAAAAUUAUAAGCAUUUAUCUUUAAACAAUGAAAAGGCAAAGAUCGAAUUUGAAAAUGUAGAAGUAAAAAACUUAGAACAAAAAGAUUUAAUAAAUAAAAUUGAAAAGCUUUUAAAUGAAGAAGAAAAUAAACUAUCUCUUCUUAUAAAUAAUAUAAAAAUAAUGGAUGAUGAAAAAUUUAAAUUAUCGCAAAUUUUGCAAAAAAGUAAAAAUGAAUAUACAAUAUUAGAGGCAGAAGUGUUAGGUACUGAAAUAAAAAUUAAACACAUGAAAAAUGAUAUUAAAAAAAUUGAAAAAAAUUUAGAAAGACAGAAAGAAAUUAUUUAUAAAUUUGAUUUCCAUACACAAAUUUUAACUAAAAAACUUAAUUCGAUUUUGGGAAAUAAUACACUUGAAAAAAAAAAAGAAAAUCAAAAAAAAGUUUUGUCUUUAGAAAAGGAACUUAAAAAAUAUGAAGACAUAUUUAAUACACUUAAUAAUGAAAUGAAGAGAAUAAAUAUAGAAUUAAAAAAUAUAAAAAUAUAUCAGAAUGAUAUAAAAAUAAAAAAAUUAAAUAAUAAAGAAAUGGUAGACAAAUUAAAAUUAGAUAUAAAAUCGUUGGAAACUAGUUUAAUUAAUGAAAAUAAAGAAAAGGAAAAUAUUAUGUUGAUCGAACUUAAUUUAAAAAUUGAACUAGAUAAACUUAAAGGGACAUUUGAAAAAUAUUUAAAUAAUCUUAAUAUUUUAAAAGAUCAGAAAAAAAUAUAUGCUAACCAAGAAAAAUUAAAAGAUCAAGACAUUAAUGCUAAUAUAGAAUCAUUGAAAGUUAUUAUAAAAAAUGUUAAUGAAGAAAUACAUAAGUUAAGUAUGCUUGUAUCAGAUAAAAAAAGUAAAUGCAAUAAAUUAGAACUAAAUUUAGGUGACCCAAUAGUAGGACCAACUAAUGUAGAAUCUGAAUAUUUAGGGGCAGAAACGAAGGAAAGUGUAAAAAUUGGAUUAAGUAACGAAAAUGAAAAUAAGUGCAUUUAUUACAAAAUAAAAGUAGAAGAAGAUAUAACAAAAUUAAAGGAAGUGUUAAAAAAGAUUGAUGAGCAAAUUAGUAAAGAAGAAGAAGAAGCUAAUAAUUUUGAAAAAACAUUGAACGAUAUUAUUCAAACAAAUAAAGUUUUUAAUGAAAAUAUAAAAUGUAUAGAUCCUCAACAUAAAAUAUUUUUAAAAAAAAAGAAUAAAUUAAACAAAAAAUUAAAUGAAAUAAAUGAUAAGAUUGCACAGGUUGAACAAAAUAUUAAUGAAUACGAUAAAAAAGGUAAAAUUGCUGAAAAUCAAUUUAAUAAUAUGUUAGAAGACAAAACAAAUAUAGAAGAGAAAUUAACAAUUUUAAAAGAAAAUAUAGAAAAGAUGGGACAUAAAAUAAAUGAGAUUUUUGUCAAAAUUGAAAGAGCAUCUAAUCAAUUAAGAAAUAUUCUUUCAUCAACAAAACCUAAACAUGAAAAAAUCAAAACAACAAAUGAAAAUGAUCAAAUUGAAAACGAACAAAAUGGUGGCAAUAUUGAUAAUAUAUCUUUAGAAAAAAAAGUUUUAAAAAAAAUACAAACAGAAUCAUUGAAAGAAAAAUUGACACUCCUUUUUGAAUGUUUCAAAGAUUGUGAAGAUAAUUCAAUAGGUAAGGAAAUUCUUCAAGUGAUAGAAACUGCAUAA